Molecule: messenger RNA, 2072 nt
Organism: Colias croceus (clouded yellow)
Lineage: Eukaryota; Metazoa; Arthropoda; Insecta; Lepidoptera; Pieridae
Gene: Coq9
Product: ubiquinone biosynthesis protein COQ9, mitochondrial-like
Exons: 2
Coding region: 270-2024 (584 amino acids)
Biological process (GO): ubiquinone biosynthetic process
Cellular component (GO): mitochondrial inner membrane; cytoplasm
Molecular function (GO): ubiquitin-protein transferase inhibitor activity; lipid binding
Source: RefSeq, a predicted model, not a curated record
CCAAGUGCCAGUUCACUCACUGUAAAACGUCUGACAAGCGGCAAAAAUUCAUCACACAAUUCAUUUCAUUAUUUUGUAAAAGAAAAGGUUUUUAAAUUAUACAAACAGCACUUUGACUGUAAGGUUAAGUAAAAAAUACAAAAUACUGAAAACAUAGUUUAUGUAAAAAGUGUUAAAACCCCGGGAAAUUCUUGAAAUGAACAUGAGUAAAUUGCCAAGACUUUUUUGCUAGUUCAGUUUGGAAUAGAACUCUUUUUUAGUACUACAUCAUGGAGCAAAAGAGUGAUGUUGUGGAUCUUGUUUCAUCUUUGUUGGAUUCUGGAAAAUACAAAGAAGCUUUGGGCAUACCAAAUGAAAAAAAAUAUGCAGAAAGUUUUAAAGAUAACUGCUGGGACUUAAUAUCUAUUGUAGUUAGUAAAGUUCAAAAUGAUACUAUCACCUUAAAACCAUCUCUCUAUGGUGCUUGUGAAGAACUACUCUCAGUUAUCAUAGAAAAGGCAACACCUGAAGAGGCUUUGCUUGAAUUUAUUGAACAAAUUGAAGUUGCCAAAAAUGAUACACAAUUUAGUAUUAUAUUGAAUCCUCUGCAAAAAUUACUCAAAAAAUUGUCAGUGAAAAGAGGAAGAUCUUUAGAAUGGUGUCUUAACUCUAUAAGUACAUACAUAGAAGCUAUACCCAUUCCUGAACACCAAUUAGAAGGAAAAGAGAGGUUGUUGAUGGACAGUGACACUAAUGUUAGAAGAAUAAUACAUGUGUACUCACUUUUACCAUCCUUCUACCAGCCCUUUGUUGAAGAGGUAACUAAAAAUGAUUGUAAUAAUAAAACUGUUACCAUUAUUGCUGCCUUCUUGAUUAGUCUCUUUGGGAAGCCAUUGAUUUAUAUGGAUUUAGAUCCUGAAUCUGGUAUAAAUGGCCAAUUUCGACAAUGUUGUGAAAUAAUUCUUAAAGAUGUAUGCACACUCGUAAAAAAUGUUUUAAAGUUUAUACCAUAUCUCGAAAAGGCUUACAAAGAAAGUCAAAUUGCUAAUCCAAAAAAGAAAACAUCUGAUAAUGAUGAUGAUGUACAUCCAUAUGAGCACAAAGAAAAAAUUAAUGUUACAACAUUAUCAGGACUAUUCUAUCUUACAUUUUCUGGUGAUUUUGAGUUUCCAGGUUAUGCAGUCCCUCAAGUUUUCUCAUCUGAGUAUAUAGUUCAUAGUGCAUUAUUAAGUGUUAAUCACUUUUUACAGUUUGCAGAGUAUGGCCCUCAAAUAAAAGGCCUGGCAUUAUGUAACAAUUUACUGAGACUUUAUGACAAUAAAACAUCACACAUAUUUCUAAAUUUAUCUAUACAUUAUGAUUUAUGUAAAAGUCUAAUAAAUUUAUCAAUAUAUUCAAGUUAUGAAACUGUGCGAAAGAAUUCUGUGAAAUUAAUAGGCAUGCAUAUAAACAAAUUUGAUUACAAAGGUAGGAUAAUGCUUAUUAAAUAUAUUAUAGAUGUAGCCAAUCAUUCAGGUAUGAUAGGUUAUGCUAUAACACAAUACAAAAACUCAUUGGAUGAAGCAUUUAAAGAGUCAGACUUACCAGAAUGCUUCAGUGGAGCGCAAUUUCUUAACAUGGUCAAGAAAAUUUGUUAUCUGCCACAUGGAGUUGAAUCUGACCUUGUAGAAUUAGCAGACCAGAUUAUUACAGCAUUAAAUUUCUUAAGAUAUUUGGCAUUGAAGGAUGUCGAAAAUAAAACAGGAAUUCGAGAAUGUUUUCCAGUUAUUGAAACUGAUUACUUGGACAAAUUACGAACUGGCCUUAAUAUGUCUAAAGCUCAUUAUGAAAUGAAGUUAAAAGAGUUAGAAGAAUCAAAAGGUAUAUCUAGUAAGGAGGACAAAAUAUCUAUUAACGUUGGAGGAAACAUGUUGGACAAGAUUCCCACAAAGAAUAAGAAAGAGAUCAUUCACUCUGCACUCAAUGCUUUCCACUUAAUUGAGGGUCUUGUUGGUCGUUUAUCUGAGUGUGUAAAUAUUAAUAAGGCACAAGUAAACAAUAAUUAGAAAUUAUUUUUAUGCAUAAAUAAAAAUAAAUUAUUUGAAAUUGUUUUA